AUGGCAGGAUUUCAUGUGUCAUCACUUAAACCGAACGAAGUCUCAGUUAAUUUACGAUCAGGCACAUUUGCAUUGAAAUGGCCCGAAGAAAGCAACAAACCAGUGACGCCAAUUGCUGUCAAUUUAUCUGUCGAUUCGAAAGGUUUUUAUUUAAUCUGUUUAAAUAAAGUGACUAAAGAAACGGAAUGUUUUGAUAUUGCCCUAAUCCAUGAUACACGAACUGGCUCAGAAGCAAUACUUCCCAGAGGUGCAUUGGAUUGCGAACAGAUUCAUAUUGGUGUCCGUGCAUCACUUGAAGACAAAUGGCUAACGAUUUACUAUGGAAAUUCGUUUGUACCCGAUCGUGAUUUGCGUAUCAUUCAUUUUUGCUUUUCUUCACCGACUAUCGCACGGGAAUGGACUGAACAAUUGUUUCAAUACGGACAUAAUCCUCUACUUAGAAACCUCUCCGGUUUGGAAUGUUUAGAAAAAUUUCACUCGAGAACCGUCAAUAGUCUCAUUGAUGACCGGAGUGAUAAAACCAUAUCUGUUCGAAACCUAAUACAAUUUCUAUGUAAAGGCACGCGUGAUGUGAAUAAAGAAACGAAAAUUCUCAAAGCACUGGAAUAUUUGGAAUUACCAUGUCGACCCGAAAUGUUUAUCGAUCCGGAUCAGUUUACAUUCAAUAAAUUCGUUCGUUUCUACAUGCAAUUGAUGGAACGUCAUGAAAUCGAUAAACUAUUCGAUGCAACAAAAUGUGAAAUCGAUAUAGACGAAGGUGUUUUAGCCAUCGUGCCGGGCGGCAAACAUCGACGAUAUCUGGACUGGGAGAAAAUUCGAGAUUUUAUUGUCAAACAGAAUGAUGGGCGUGGUGAUGCAUUCGGAAAGGAUUAUUAUGAUCAGAAAGCGAAAGAUUAUGUGAAGAAAUACACCCAACAUAAUAAACAUUUCGUAGAAAAAGGAAUGUGCGAUGAAUCAUUUCUUCGAUAUUUACUCAGCUUGGAUAAUUUAAUUGUUGAUCCCACUAAAUUUGAUCUUUUUAUGGACAUGGAUAAACCUCUAUCACAUUAUUUCAUCUCCUCAUCGCAUAAUACUUAUCUCACAGGAUCUCAGUUAACUGGUCGUGCAAGUACAGAAAUGUAUCGACAAGUUUUAUUAACAGGUUGUCGAUGUAUCGAAUUAGAUAUCGUCGAUUCCGAGAAGAAAACCGACGAGCCUGAAAUUAAGCAUCGAAAUACCCCUGUACGUUCUGUACCAUUUUACAAUGUUAUUUGUGCCAUUCGAGAUUGUGCUUUCAAAGUUACUCCUUAUCCACUAAUACUUUCAUUCGAAAAUCAUUGCAGUGCGCGAGUUCAAGCAAAGAUGGCUCAACUUUUAGUCGAUGUUUUUGGUGAUACUCUCGUCACUCAACCACUUAAAACUCAUCCGAUUGAAGACAACUGUGCAUUACCGAGUCCGAAUGAUUUAAAAUACAAAAUUUUAAUUAAAAACAAAAAACUUACACAAAAUCCCAAAUCGAAACUCAACAACACGGCUGGUCAACUGCCAAUUCGAAAGACCGAUUCAAUUGCCACGACUACAAGUGACCAGAGUGUCGGUACGGGACAUCCCUCGACAUCUCCCAUUCAAUCAUCGUUUGUCAAUUCACCAAAUGACAUGACACAACGUAAACAAUCGGUUUUUAAUGAAAUUCGAAAUGAUUUACCGAUGAAUGAAUUCGAUACACAAUUGACAAGCGAUAACAAUCGGAACGAUAUCAUUAUCGAAGAAGAAGAUGGCUCUACUGAAGAAGAAGACAUCGUUCCGGCAAAUCCAACGGAUAUUUUAAACCCUGAUCAAACAGUCAAUCUGACGAACAAUCCAACUUAUCCAACGAACAGUGAUGCACUAGCGGAAUCGAAAGCGACGAAAGCAAUGUCGGAUCUCGUGCACUAUAUUGUUCCGCGCUCAUUUGUAACAUUUGCUGAAUCAGAAAAACGUAAUCGAAGUUAUGAAAUUUCUUCAUUUGCAGAAGAUAAAGCACAGAAUUUAAUUCGUGAAUAUGCUAUUGAAUUUGUUGCUUAUAAUCAACGACAAUUGAGUCGAAUCUAUCCUCGUGGUACACGUUUCGAUUCAAGUAACUAUAACCCAUAUCUAUUCUGGCCUGUGGGCUGCCAAAUGGUCGCCUUGAACUAUCAGACAUUAGACACCCCGAUGCAAGUCAAUCUAGGUUUAUUUUCUUUCAACGGUGGUAGCGGUUACAUCGAGAAGCCCGCAUCACUUUGCCAGUCAACCGGUUCAUUCGAUCCCAAAGGUCGAACGAAUGUUGAAAAUGUUGUUGGCUAUCAGAUCGACAUUAAAGUCAUAUCUGGUCAAUUUUUUUGUCAAGAUCGUGAACCAACCUACGUGGAUAUCGAAAUGUACGGCAUGUAUGCAGAUGCUACAAAACGACAUGAGUAUCGUCUGCGUGCUAAACGAUGGAAUGGGUUCCAAGCGAUUUACGAUGAAACAGAUGUAGAACAAGGCGAGUUUUGCAUUCGAUUUUCGAAAGUGAUUCUACCGGAAAUGGCUUCGUUUCGUUUUGCUGUUUCGGAAGAAGACGGCACAUUCAUUGGACAAAGUUUCAUCCCCGUCGCACAUCUACGCCCAGGGUAUCGUCACGUUGUUUUACGAAAUCAAAUGAAUAUCCCUGUUCAAUCAGCGACUCUAUUUAUUUAUAUUCGAAAAGACGUUCACGUCGAUGCGGAAAAUAGAGAAUUAAUUGAUCAACUUGUUUCACCUACAUCCGUGCAGCCGAUCAUCAAAGAACAGCAACCUAAACAGAUCAAAUUCAAACCACUUUCUGAACAACGUUCACAUUCGGUUGGAGAAAUCAGUACAAUGAAAAAAUAUUCCAAUGACGAAAUCACAUCCUUACCCGAUCACCAUCCGAUCAAUUCACCUAUUGCACAUCGUUAUCCAUCAACGACAGAGAUGAAUUUAUCACCCAAAGGAGUUCCUGUUCAACAGAGAAAACGUCUGCAAUCUAUCGCAAUGAUAGAUACGAAUUCUUAUCAAAACAGAUUGAUUGCCGCGAGUCAAUUGUAUGACAAAGAGAGAUUAUGUCGAGAUCUUGACUUCAACGAUGUACAAGAAAGCAAAUAUUUCAAACGAAAACGAGAAUCUAUAGAAACAAAAAUGCGUCGCGCAUCGUUAGAAUUCGAUCGGAAGAUUCAAUAUGAAGAAGAACGUUUUCACAAAUGUCUCUACCGGCAACGCACUGGAAUUUAUUCAGCAAAUCAACGACCAAGUCAUCAGUGGACUCAAACGGAGUAUAACGACGGUCGGACGACAAGUUUAAUUCAUCCACGAAUCGUCAGCGAUGAAAUGAAACAAGCUGAAACUCGUCUUCUCGAUCUUUAUUCCAAAAAAUUUCAUUCACAAAACGAGUUAGAAUAUAAACUCUCAAAAGAAUACUAUAAUGAUCUGGAAAAAUAUAUCAAUGAUUAUUAUUCCAAACAGUUGAACUAUAUUAAUGAUACAUUGAAACAUGAACAAGCGAGAGUGAAAGGUGAUGUGCGUGUUCACAUGAAAACUGAAACGAAGAAGACAAUUAUGACUGAGACGGAUAGAGAAAAAAUCGAUAGUUUAAAAGAAAAAAUUCGUCAAAUGAAUAUCGAAGCUGGUGCUUUGGCAAUACGAAAGCUCCAAGAAAUGCAUGAACAAUUAGAAGCGUCUAUUCAAACAAAUCUGCAAAAUUCCUUGAAACGUCUUCAUAAAGACAAAGAUUUGGAAACCAAGAAUCGCUUCAGUAAAUAUUCCAAUCAGCUCAAUGAAAUCAAAGCUCGUUUACAAGGUGAAAUACAUGGUUAUAAUUCUCAUCAUCCGCGUGACAGUUCUUCUUCUAAUUCUCCCUACCGUUCAGCAAUAACCACAAGUGCUUCACUUUCAGCUAUUUCUCAUGAAAUUCCAGCGAAUCCAUCAAUUUUUCUCCCCGUGUUACCAACAUCUUCUUCAUCCUCAAACCUUAUCAUCGCAAACUCGUUUGAUAGUCUAGAUAGUAAUAGUACAAAGCAUAAUCAAUAUGAUAAUGAAGGAUUUAUGAACAACGUAAAUGAAACGACUGAAUCAACACGAUUAUGA
Molecule: messenger RNA, 4080 nt
Organism: Adineta ricciae
Lineage: Eukaryota; Metazoa; Rotifera; Eurotatoria; Adinetida; Adinetidae
Source: the annotation of a GenBank genome assembly